Sesamum indicum (sesame) is the source of this 1125-nucleotide messenger RNA. Its product is annotated as methyl-CpG-binding domain-containing protein 2. The record is from RefSeq and is a predicted model, not a curated record. NCBI's taxonomy places the organism in Eukaryota, Viridiplantae, Streptophyta, Magnoliopsida, Lamiales, Pedaliaceae. Gene Ontology annotation, molecular function: DNA binding; zinc ion binding.
CGUCAUCGGCUUCGUCAACUCACACACACAACCUCCGCCACCCCCCUAACACACUUAGAGACACACACACUUAGACACACACACACUCAGACACAGUCUAGCACCAGCGACAGAAGUCUUCGCCUAUUCAGGGGGCCGAGACGUGCAGAUCAACGAUUCUUGGUGAUUAUAGAUUGAGUUCUUUAGAGCAAUGGAACAAGAACAAGCUAUAGGAGCAAAAAGGGUCUGGGAAUCUGUAAAGUUAUAUACUGUCAAGUGCGCCAAAUGUUCAAAAUGGAGGCUCAUCCCAACAAAGGAAAAGUAUGAGGAGAUACGGGAAAGGAUCGUAGAACGAUCUUUCCUAUGCGAUACAGCACGUGCGUGGCGACCUAGUGUCUCUUGCAAUGAAGAAUCAGAUGUUAAGCAGGAUGACAGUUUCCUUUGGGCUAUGGACAAGCCGAGAAUUCCCCAAACUCCUCCAGGCUGGCAACGUAUUUUACGAAUCAGAGCUGAAGGCGGCACAAAAUUCGCUGAUGUGUAUUAUGUCACCCCAUCUAACAAAAGAUUACGUUCUAUGGUCGAACUUAGCAGGUACAUUAAUGAGCAUCCGCAUCUAUGCGAAGGUGUCAACAUCUCGCAAUUCUCGUUUCAGCCCCCAGUACCAUUGGAUGAGAAAUACAUUGCAAAGCGAGCCCGUUCUACCACCCAUGACACAAGCAGUACUCCUGCAGCAGGGGCUUAUCAUGCAUUACAGACUCAAAAUGAUAGCUCUGGGGUGCCGGAGAGUGCAACUACUGAGGCUAAAGCUCCUGCUCAAAGUUGAGGAUAUCGCUUCGCCCAGAAUGCUUCCACCAAGAAGGAGAUGGACAACAUACACAAACCAUAAGCUCAGACUUACAAAGUUCGUGUAUUUGAAGUAUACGAAUGGGACCGUUGUCGAAAUUGUGGGAGGUGUCAACUUGUUCAUCAUAUUCAUGGUGGAAUUAUGUUUGUAAAGUAGGUGGAAUUACUCUUUCCAGAAACUUUUUGCAGUUUUGACUUCUGACUUGUGGAAAUUGUGAAUUUUUUUAAAAAUGUAUUGAAAUGUAAAUAUAGAACUUAUUAAUAUAUUAAAAAGUGUCACGUGCAUUUCAUGUGCCAAAAAAA